Molecule: messenger RNA, 894 nt
Organism: Microthlaspi erraticum
Lineage: Eukaryota; Viridiplantae; Streptophyta; Magnoliopsida; Brassicales; Brassicaceae
Source: the annotation of a GenBank genome assembly
AUGGCGAGGACAUGUACGGAAGAGGAAACGUCCCUUUUGAUCUCUCAUCGCGAUCAAGAAGAAGAAGAAUACGACGAAGAAGAAGAAGAAGAAGAAGAAGAAGAAGUGUUGUCUCUGUGUGAUUUGCCGGUGAAUUUACCUAAUGAGAAAGUUCAGUUUACGAAACAGUCCAAGGAAGAAGAAGAGAAAUUGGAUUCCGGGUUCGAAUUUGAAAUCGGGUCAUCGUUUCGGCUCGGGUCGGAUACGUGUGAACCGGCUCCGGAGAUGAGUACGGCGGACGAAUUGUUCUCCAAAGGCCGAAUUCUGCCGCUCCGCCACUCCGUCAGUUUAGACGCCGAAUCGGCUGAAUUCCGGCGAACGGUAAGUAGAUCGGACCGGAAAAUGAAAAACAAUUUCAUGGAUUACAGCCAACCUAGUCCACAACCACAGAUCAGAAGAUCAUCGAGCAUGACGGCUCGUGUGAAUUCAAUCAGAAACCCGAAAUCGUCUUCGAUUUGGGAUUUUCUCCGGCUUGGUCUCGUCCGUACACCGGAGAUCGAGCUCCGAACCGCCGGAAACGCUAGAUUGUCAGUGAGUCGGAACAGUAGCUGCAGUAGCACAAGCACGGGUUCGAAUUCGAAGAGAAUAGGAUCGGGAGAGUCGAGAUCGAGGAAUCGGAGAAGAAGUUUUCUGUUCUCGGAUUGUAAGUGUUCGGUUGCGACGGAGACGAUUGUACCUGUGAAAAUGAAUGUCGCCGGUGUGACGGUGGAGAAACAGAGAAUGGUGGAGAAGAAGAAAACGGCGAAGAAAGAGGAGAAAACGGCGAUUGCGCGGAAAAGAACGUUUGAGUGGUUAAAAGAGUUAUCACACGUCGGAUCUGUGGUUGAUCAUGGAAGACGAAGCUUGGCUUCAUGA